This is a messenger RNA of Blepharisma stoltei, 2076 nucleotides long. The record is from the annotation of a GenBank genome assembly. Lineage: Eukaryota; Ciliophora; Heterotrichea; Heterotrichida; Blepharismidae.
AUGGUAGGAGGAAUGAUAGGUGGCAAAGUCCACAACAGAGUCAAUUGGAAGUGGAGAACUUUGCUUAACUUGUGUGCUUACUCAGUCAAAGACCCUACAACACUCACUGAGGCCCAAAGAUUCAGCCGCAUCUAUAGAUCUUGUCUUAGGAGACUAUGGCUUCUCAAUUGUUGUAGAUUGAGGUGGGCGACAGCAAAUCAUAAGAACUAUUUUGAGCACAUCGAGAGGGUAAGAAAAGAAUUUGAAGCAGCCAAAAGUUAUCCACCUGAGAAAUACAGCUAUUUUAUUAACUCUCCCCCUUUAAAUUUGGCACAGAAUAUUGGCAAAAUUUCCAUUUUUUUGGUUCUAAACCCCUCAAAUGUAGCAAAUUUUUUCAAUAAGAAACUUUUAUAGAAAACUAAUUUUUUAUAAAAUUAGUUUUGACCUAAUUUAAUUUAAACAGUGUAAGUAGAAGAUUAUUUAAAUAGCUUUUGAAUGAAUCGACUAGCUUUUUUUAUAAAAUAAUUAAAAUUCAUUUAAUUUAUAUAAUGAUUUUAUAGAGAAAAAAUUAAACCCCCGAAAUGGAAUAGAUUUUUUUUACAAUUUUAAAAAGGAGGAGUAAAGAAAAAGAAGAAUGACUUGAAUUCACCUUUUUCCCUGCAAUAUCUCAAUGGCCUUCAAGGCAAUACUCAGCCAAAUUCAACUUGAAUGUAGCUUAUCCAGAAGCUUUUCACAAUGGAGAUGAUGCUGGGUAUUAUAAGCCAAAACCUUUGCUUGGAUUAUCUCAAGGAACCGGGCCUUAUUAUGCAGAUUACCCUAGCUCCUCCCUCCGUGAGAAAAAACCAUUAGAAAAAUCCCUAUUUUUGGAGUAAAAAAAAAAUUUUUACAGCAAAAAAAUAUUUUGAUAUAUAAAUGGUAAUUAGUAUAAUGAAAUUUCUAGUUAAUUCUGUUGAAUCUAAGCAGAUUGUUUUUUAAAAACAUAAGUUUUACAACUUAAAUUAACUUUUGCUUUCCAAUUUCGUGAAUCGCAUUUUUGAAAAUUCGAAAAAAAAUUACUAUAAAAAUUUAUUAUAUAAUUUUUAAAAAAAAAUAAUCCCUCUAGUAAGGAACAAAAUUUUUUGUUUGCUCACAGAGUGGGAGUAAGCAGCCAAACUUUUGGGCUAUAGACAACGAUGCGCCUGCUAUUGAAGAUCCAUAUCUAGAGGAUUAUUUGAAGAAAAUCGAGGAUCCUAACUUAAGAGAUAGAGCUGAGAAUAAGCUUUAAUAACUGAUUAGAUUAAAAUUCUAGAAAGUCUUUAGGGAUUAUUCAGCCUUCGAGUUGGCGCUAACUCCCCCCCCCCCCUCCGUGAGCGAACAAAACCAUUAGAAAAAAUCGCCAUUUUUUGACCAAAAACCCACCCUCCGUGAGUGAACAAAAAUUUUUUUAAUAGAAAAAAUUUUAAUGGAAAAAAAUUUGGAUAUAUAAGUGAUAAUUAGUAUAAUGAAAUCUAGAGCUAAUUCUGUUUAAUUUUUAAACAAAUUGCGUUUUAAAACAUAAAUUUUUGCAAAUUAAAUUAAUAUUUGCUUCCCAAUUUUUGCAAAUUAGGAUUUUUUUAAAUUUCGAAAAAAAUAUUUUUUUAUAAAAUUUAUAUAUAAAAUUUUUUUUAAAAAAAAAAAAUUAACCCCCCUCCGUGAGCGAACAAAAUUUUUUUGUUCGCUCACGGAGGGGGGGGGGGGAGUAAGCACUAUCCUCACCGUGCCUUUUAGUCCUCUUUUCACCAAAAAGGUGACGUAGGAAGCCUUUCGGGGAGAUCGCCCAGCUCACCUUAUAGGCCCAACCAAGUAGCAAAAACUCCCUCAACCUCCGAAAGGGCUUAGAGCAUAGGUGGAUCGCCUUUGGCCUGUCUGAGUUGUGUCACAAGCUCUGUAAUUCCUCCCAUGGAGUGUUGAAGGACAUUCACCAGUAGGCAUGUCUGCAAGCCAGGAAAAAAAGGUCAAGGGUCAGCCUCUAAACCAAAAAAAUCCACCAUGAAGAACUGCCACAAUGUACUCUUCUCCUCUACGUCCUAAUCAACUCACAGAACACCAGAUGACGCAAUUUUAAUAAUUCGUUUUUAA